Molecule: messenger RNA, 1631 nt
Organism: Aspergillus nidulans FGSC A4
Lineage: Eukaryota; Fungi; Ascomycota; Eurotiomycetes; Eurotiales; Aspergillaceae
Product: L-threonylcarbamoyladenylate synthase
Exons: 1
Coding region: 240-1523 (427 amino acids)
Biological process (GO): regulation of translational fidelity; tRNA threonylcarbamoyladenosine modification; telomere maintenance
Cellular component (GO): mitochondrion; cytoplasm
Molecular function (GO): single-stranded telomeric DNA binding; L-threonylcarbamoyladenylate synthase activity; double-stranded RNA binding
Source: RefSeq, a predicted model, not a curated record
UCAGAAGUGAUGCGCAGGCUGACUCAAUGAGGCAGUUAGCAAAUUCAUCAACACCCCCACAGGUCUGAUUCCCGGCCUUGACUCAUCGGGCAUCCUCAUACUUCGUUAGACUCACACAAAUCUCGUCAAUUGCGGGGAAAGCAGCCAAUCUGCUCCCUUCCACGCAUCGUCUUUUUGCUCGCGGUUUUCCGCGCAGCUGUACCAGACCUGCCACGGUGACUAUCGUACAGGCAGCCAGAAUGAGCUCGAAAAAGUCAACGCGGAUCGCAUCAGUAAUCCGCCUGAACACCGACGGUCCGGCAAAAGAUCAGUCGCUGGCAGAAUGGUGGGCCAGCGAACAGGGCCGGAACACGCCUGAGGCCGUUGCAAUCGCAGAGGCUGCCAACCUCCUCCGGACGAGCGAUGUGCCCGUUGCGUUUCCUACAGAGACAGUAUACGGUCUAGGCGCCGAUGCCACGCGAAGUGAUGCAGUACAGGGCAUAUACAAGGCGAAGCAAAGGCCAUCGGAUAAUCCGCUCAUUGUACAUAUCGACUCUUUACAGAUGCUUAAUCGGCUGCUGAACCCUGCCUCGGAUACUUCCUGCCCCACGAAAGUCGUUCAGAGCACAAUUCCUCCCAUCUACAAAGCCCUGAUCGAACGGUUCUGGCCGGGCCCACUUACAAUUCUCCUCCCGAACCCGUCGGGCUCGCGUCUUGCGCCGGAGGUUACGUCUAAUCUUACGACGUUCGGAGUGCGCAUGCCUUUGUCGCCGUUAGCAAGGCUGUUGAUACACGUUGCCGAUAGACCCUUGGCUGCGCCUUCAGCGAAUGCGUCGACGAAGCCGUCGCCCACAGCAGCAGAGCAUGUGUUCCAUGAUUUGCAGGGUCGAAUUGAGCUGAUCCUUGACGGCGGACCGUGCGGUGUUGGCGUGGAAAGUACAGUCGUCGAUGGGCUCUCAAAUCCGCCGAGCAUUUUACGGCCUGGUGGCGUGAGUAUUGAAGAACUGCGAACUUGUCCUGGGUGGGAAAAUGUACAGCUUGCAUACCACGAUGGGACGUACGACGUGAAGGAGAUCCCUCGUGCUCCCGGCAUGAAAUACAGACACUACUCGCCGAAAGCCCGCGUCGUUCUUUUCGAAGCUGGCUCAAAGUCUCAGGCGAUCGUGGAUCAUGUCAAGCGAGAUCUACAAGAUACUGCCGUCGGCGCACAUUCCAUUGGUCUUGUGCGGACGCGGACCUGGAAGCGCGGGCUUCAGCUCUUACCUGAGGAGGAUAUUGAGAAGAUGGCGAAGGCAACCGCGUCACUUGUCGGCAGCCUGGUCCAAUUCUCCAUCCCUGUUGGCGGGAAGACAAAGGAAGUCUUUGACUGUCAUCUGGGCACAGACGUCAAGGAUAUCGCACGCGGGCUAUUCGCGGCUUUGCGGGCGAUGGAUGAGAAGCAAGUUGAUGUUAUUUAUGUCGAGGGAGUUUCUGAUACCGAGUACCUGGCUGCGGCUGUGAUGAAUCGACUUAGAAAGGCAGCUGGGUCAACCUUUAAAGUGUAGACAAAAAAAUAGAUGGGAUUCUGGGUAUGGUCGUAUCUCCAAUGAUCUUGUUUUAGGCAUUUUUCUACUUGGCGGUGUUAGGCGAGUCUUUACGAAUCAUGGUUUACC